Melospiza georgiana is the source of this 4025-nucleotide messenger RNA. RefSeq names its product sodium channel and clathrin linker 1 (gene SCLT1). Gene Ontology annotation, biological process: clustering of voltage-gated sodium channels; cilium assembly. Gene Ontology annotation, cellular component: centriole. Lineage: Eukaryota; Metazoa; Chordata; Aves; Passeriformes; Passerellidae. The transcript has 21 exons. The record is from RefSeq and is a predicted model, not a curated record. The coding region runs from base 125 to 2116 and encodes 663 amino acids.
CCGGCCCUGCUCCGGGUUUCCUUCCUUCCUCUCCAGCCGGACAAGCGGCCUCUUCCCCCCGGGGCUUCGUGCAGUUUUCUCGGGGAAAGCCGGGAGCGAGGCGCGGCCGGAUCAGAGGCUAAAAAUGGCACUUGGACACUGUGAAACCAGUGAGGUUCUGAGAAUUACUGCUGAGCAGGAGCAUGCCCUUGGUGGUGACGGCACAUCAGGAUCCAGGAUGAUGGACCAAAGCUUGUCAGCUCUCAUCACAGAGUAUGGAAAACAGGUGGAGGAAAUGAGAGAGCAGCUGCAGCUUUAUCAGGCACAAAUGAGUGGGAUGAAGAAAAAAUUGGAAGAAGUCACCAAGGAAAAUGAAAGGCUGCAUGCAGAGUUGAAAGAGCCUCUUGAGAAGCAACUGCAGGCUCUUCCUUUUGUGCAUCUGGAAAGUGAUAUUCCUGCAGAUGAAGGCACAGUGAGAACCCUCCAAGAGGAGCUACGUGUGGCAAAGCAAGAGAGAGACCAAGCAGUGGAGCGUUGGCAGACGCUGUCCCAGGAGCACGACCGGCUUCAGCAGCAGUACCAGGAGCGCCUGACCAGAACACACCUUCUCAUAGCUGAGAGGAAAAAGCAGAGUGAUCAGCUGAGUAGCAUCCAGCAGCUGACUCGCCAACUGCACGUGACCAAUCAGCAGUUUCUGAAAACUGUGACAGAACAAGAUGUGGAACUAGAGCAGCUACGAAAACAGCUGAGGCAAGCCAAAAUAGAUGGGCAGGCAGCAAAUGCUAAGCUUGAAGAAAUGAUGGCAUUGAAAGAGAAGCUUCAGAGCCAAUUGGAGAGAAAGGAAGAAGACAGGAUGUCUGCCCAGGAGAGAGAAACAGCAUCUGACAAACGCUUGCAGCAAAUGCAGUCCAACAUAAAACAGCUGGAAAUAAGAUUGUGUGUGGCUGUUCAAGAUGCUGAACAGCUGAGAACAGAAAAAGUAGCCCUGGAGGAACAGAUCACAGAGCUUCAGGCCAAGUCUGCCAAUCUAGAAAGUGAGACAUAUGAUGCUGUUGCCAAAGUCCAAGAUUGCAUACAGCUCUUGGAAGAAGCUAACCUGCAAAAAAGUCAGGCACUCUUUGGGGAGAAACAAAAGGAAGAAGAGAUCAAAAAACUGCAGGAUGAAAUGUCUCAACUUGCAGAAAAUACUGCUGCAAGAAUUAGAAAGGAAGUAGACACUGCAAAGAAGCAAUGUAACAUGCAGCUUUCUCGGCUGACAGAAGAAGUUUCAGCUCUUCAGAUGGAAUGUGCAGAAAAACAAAGUCAAAUUGAACGAGCCAUUAGAGAAAAGAGAGCAGUGGAAGAAGAACUUGAAAAGAUUUACAGGGAGCACAGAGAGCACGAAUCUGACAGCAGGAAGCUGGAGCAGCUGCAUCAGAAGUAUUUACUUGCAGAAGCUGCCAAGGAUGACCUGCAGCGGGGUCUGCAGGUGACACAAAAUAAAUUGAAACAGCUGGAAAUGAACUCUGAGGAAGAGAAAUCCCGUUGCCAGGAAGUUAUCAGUAAAUUGCAAAGCACUCUGGAUUCAGAAAGAGAAAAGAGUUCCUUUGUCAGUGAACAAAGACUGAAACUUCAGCAGGAGAAUGAACAAUUGCACAAUGAAAUGGAGGGUUUGAGAAAACUGGCAGUGGAGGCUCAAAAAAAAGCUAAAAUCAAGAUAAGCACAAUGGAGCAUGAGCAUGCAGUGAAAGAACACGGGUACGAAGCUCGACUCAGGGAGCUGGAGGACACCAGCCACAAGUCCAGCACUGAGCUCAGACGUCUCCUGGUAGCUCAGCAGAAAGCAACAAACAGGUGGAAAGAAGAAACAAAGAACCUCACUGAAACUGCAGAAGCCAGGAUCAGUAAGCUGAAAAGUGAGCUGCGUCAACAAAAACUCCGUAGCCAGGAGCUCAUUUCCCAGCUGGAAAUAGCAAAUGAGAAGGUAACUGAGGAUGAGACACUGAUGAUGGAGUAUCGGGAAUACAUCGACAGGCUGCAGAGGCGGCUGAGCCAGGCAGAACAGAGAGCAGCCACAGCAUCCCAGCAGCUCAGCCUGCUAACUACACAGAAUAAAAAAGCUGCUUCCCUGAAGGAUCUGGAUCUGGAAACUAUUUAAACACAUGUUUUUAUCAUUCCUUUAUCAACUCCCACUCAUGUUGGGAGUUAGGAGGGUUGCUGGAGAAACUUCAUAUUGGAGCACUACAGUCAAAAGCGCAGCAAGGCUUGUAAAACAAAUUCUGGUAAGAAAAGGAGUGGAUGAAGAUCCUGUCUCUGUAUGGACAAUAAAGAUUGGAAGAAGUCUGCAAAAUGUUGUCAUUCAAGUCCUUUAAUGUAGCAAAUGAAAAAAUCUGGCACAGUGCUGUGGCACAUUCAGGGUUUUUGGUCUAAAAUCCAGUAGCUCCAACUGUGACAAGAUUGUGUACAGGGAGUACAUAACACUUCUGUUGAAAUUCAUCUUGACUUUGCUCAUGUGCAGUCAGUAUCUUUUUAAUUGUUCUGUAUAGUGCAGGUAACUUGGGAACAGUUUGAAGAUCCUUUGUGAAUUAUAAUUAGACUCAUUACAGCAUGAGUGCCAGAGUUGCUCUCUGGUUGGUCAGUGUUUGAGUGCCAGAGUUGCUCUUUGGUUGGUCCAUUGUUUGAGCUGCAUGAUGCCUCUGUUGCCUUCCAGUGUAAAGAAUUCAGUUUGGUUUGGUUUGAUUGCCCUAAGGUGCAGGUGAUAAUGAAAAUGCUGCUGUGGCUACUCAGCUCAUUCCUAAGCUCUGUCAUCUUCCUACAGUUGUGCUUUUUCUUCUUAAUGUACUAUUAAUUUCAUAAUUCUUUUACAAUUCCUUGCUUUUCUGUUGGUCUGCUCCCUUGGUUUGGACGUAUCUGGGAAAUUCCAUUCUCUUACUUCAAUUUGCACCAGGGUGAAGUCACCCAGCCCUUAUGCCCUUUGCAAUAGUGGGUUUCAGCUGUACAGAUGCCAAGAUGUGGGAAUCCUCUUGUACAUGGGGAUUUUUGAUAGUUGAGACAGGUCAUAGCUAUCAUUAUACAAUUACAGCCAAAGUCCAUUUUCUCUUUUGGCAUAUAGUACAAGCAUUUGAUAGGUGUUGCACUGAUUUUGAAGUGCUCACAUCUUGGCCUUGACUGACAUAAUUGCUUGUCCUUCCACUUCAAUGUGAAGAGUGCAGUUCUGGUUUCUGACCUCUCAUUCAGCUGCUGGGUAGUACUUGAUGGAAAUGUCUCAUUUGUGUCCAUGGCAGUGGACCUUCACCAUGUUUGCAUUUCAGAGGACAGAGUUGAGCAGAUCCCCCCUGUGGAGACAAGACUUUGUGCAGCCUCCUGAAAUCUUGGCUGUUCAGGUAGAGCCUGCAAGAUGGAUCCACCCUCAGAAACAAUUCCUGCUUGCUGCAGGGAAUGCCACUAGUUCCUAGAGUGGUUGCUCUUUCUUCUUGAUAGAUGCCUGUAUCCACUGCAAUCUCUAAAUCUCAAUUUUGGUUAAAAGAUGUGGAAGAUUCUCCAAAACAACACGGAUACAUUUUUCAGACGCUCCAAGUGUCUGUUUGGGUGAGGUUUUCAUCCAUCAGCAGAGUGAUACAGAGGCAGGCAAGUGGCAGGCACCUUGUUUCCAUUUGCAUAAUGCACAGCUGAGAUGACGACAGGCCACCUGGAAGAUUUUGUGGGAGCCAUUAAUCCCCUUCACUGCUCAAAGGCAGGCUCUGGCUGUGAAGUGAAACCCGGCUGGAAGGGGCAGGCACUCCUCAGGAUUUGGGUAUUUGUUCCUGGAGGCCCAGAAGGGCACCUGCAGGCUUCCAUGUUAAUUAUGGGAAUAUUCAUUUCACCUUGGGGUGCAGCUCCUGCCUGGUGGCUGUUUGCCAGAACAGGAACUGCAGGGGUGACACAAAGCCAGGGGCAGCAGAGCAAUUCCCGCAGAUGACACAGCAAAGGAAAAGAUUUCUGUCCUGGUCACAGAGAGGAAUGUGGUGACAUGGAGCUGAUCACACACCCAACACCUCCUUUAUUUCCCUGAGGUGGCUAGAGGAAGC